CAUCAUUGCAACUCACAGAGUUAUUCUUAUUUUUUUCUUUAACUUUAUCUCUACGCUAGGUAUACGAAAUGGAACUGAAUAUACGAAAAACAUUUAUUAUUGCUGCGAUACUACCAUGGUGUUCCAUUUCCGAUUAUUAUGAAAAACUAUCGAAGAGUAUACAAGAAUUGACUACAAAAGUAGUGAUGAUACUGAUGACGAAGCCCUUAAUUUCGUGUUUGAUUGUUUUAAUUUCCGCAUGCUUCUUAACAAUACCUAUUUUUAUUUCCUUUACACUUUUGGCUAUAGUUUUUGGAAUAAUUGUUAUUAUUAUCGUGGUGGAAGGUGUAAUAGUGUUUGUCAUACUUAUUGCAACAGUGCAGGGUAUUUUGAUUUAUGUUUUAAUUAUAUCUCUUGUGUCUUAUGCAAUUUAGCAUAGAAUUAUAGCAUUUGAUUGUUGUAAAAUAUACAAGAACCUUGGAUUACUGUUUAACU
Molecule: messenger RNA, 474 nt
Organism: Papilio xuthus (Asian swallowtail)
Lineage: Eukaryota; Metazoa; Arthropoda; Insecta; Lepidoptera; Papilionidae
Exons: 3
Coding region: 69-413 (114 amino acids)
Biological process (GO): transmembrane transport
Cellular component (GO): membrane
Molecular function (GO): transmembrane transporter activity
Source: RefSeq, a predicted model, not a curated record